This is a messenger RNA of Oldenlandia corymbosa var. corymbosa, 786 nucleotides long. The record is from the annotation of a GenBank genome assembly. NCBI's taxonomy places the organism in Eukaryota, Viridiplantae, Streptophyta, Magnoliopsida, Gentianales, Rubiaceae.
AUGUCAUCGAGCAAUGCUACUUCUCGACUUUAUGGUGACGAAGACCCCUUUCCCGUUGUGAAUUCAGAUGAAGAAGCAUCCACCACAUUAGCUGCUGGAGCCAAGAAGAAAAAGAAGAGAAUCAUGAAGGGCUGUAUAAAGGAGUCGAAGAAGAAGGCAAAGGCUGACGUUCACAUAACUGAGCCAGCAAUGCAAGGAGAGAAGGUUGUGCCUCCAAUGGCCGAGAAGACCACCGUUCCACCAAUGGACCCUGAGCCAAGCAAUAAACCACCUGCCAUGGACAAAGAUGAGUGCGACCUUGAUCGCCUACUUGAUGCACUCAAGGAAAUGAGGCUAGAACUGGUCCAAGCUCGAACCAAGAGGGACCAAGCGCUGAUCGAGAAGGAUGCUAUCUACGGGUGGAAUGGCAGGAGUUAUCGAGGAGUUCUUGAGGGAGAGUCCCAAGAAGACCAUGCACGAGGAGUUGGUAAAAGCUCUUACAAGCUGAGCAUCGAGCAACUACUCCUAUGGGAGUCUUUGUGCGGAGCUCUUGCUAAGAUGUGCACUCCUGAAAAUAUCACCAUGUUCCCUGGUGACCUUGCUAUAGUCUUAUCCAAGGAGCCCAGUGAAGAAGAGCCAAUCCUUGAUGCGCCGGACGAAUAUAUUGGCAUCGAGCUCGAGGAUGAUGAUGAUGCAGCCCAAGAGGAAGAUGUGGCUGAAACUUGCAACUCGGGAGUGCAGAAGAAUGCUGGAGAGGCAUCUCAGAGCCAUCCAAGGAACGCCUCUUCUGGUCAAGAUACUAAAUGA